ACAUCGCACUCUCAGAGACCCACAGACUUUCUGUCACACCAAAAUCAAAUAUUCAGACUUUUAUGAAAAGUUUUAUUGAAUUAUAGAAACCAAGAUCUGGAUACACUUUUCUUUGCCUUUUGGACCGAGGAGGGGUCAUGGAUCCGAUUGUGGAAGUAGUGGCUUUGUUGCUGGGGUUCAUCGGCUGGGUGAUGGUAGGGGUUGCCCUGCCGAACCGUUACUGGAAAACCUCCACCGUUGAUGGGAAUGUCAUCACCACCUCCACCAUCUAUGAAAACUUGUGGAUGUCCUGUGCGACAGAUUCGACGGGGGUGCACAACUGCAGGGAGUUCCCGUCGCUGCUCGCCUUGAAUGGUUACGUCCAGGCAUCGCGUGCGUUGAUGAUCACGUCAGUAGUGCUUGGCACCUUUGGACUGCUGGGGGCCCUGAUAGGAAUACAGUGCUCUAAGGCUGGAGGGGAAAACUACACCCUCAAAGGGAGGAUUGCUGGCACUGCUGGAGUCCUUUUCAUACUUCAAGGUAUUUGCACAAUGGUCGCAGUGUCCUGGUACGCCUUCAACAUCACGCAGGAAUUCUUUAACCCUCUCUAUCCUGGCAUUAGGUAUGAAAUAGGAGAAGGAUUGUACAUCGGCUGGUGCUCUGCUGUGCUCGCCAUCGCCGGAGGAGCCGUUCUCACCUGUUCCUGCAAAUUGGGCACAGAGGAAAAAUACCCUUUGCCUUAUCAAGCCAGGGGAACCGUAUACUCUGGAGCAGACAUGGCUAGAAGCGUAGCCGCCAGUACUUACGGCCGAAACGCCUACGUUUGAGCAGAGAGAGAAAACAAACUUUUGUCGAUGGCGAUGGGAAUAUAACACCUUUACAUUUAAGCUAAGGGAGCUUUUCGUCCACAACUAUCAAUGAUGGAAAUGUCCAUAUUACUGGAUGUCCAGCAAUGAAUGUAAUAUAGCACCACUGAACUGUAUAUAUAACUACAAUCAAUCAAAUAUAUAUCCUGUACAAAUGAUUAAUCAGCUCCUUAUUCUAAAUAUUAGGGACAGCUACUAUUAGUAGUGCAGAUGAUCCAUUAUUGAUUAAUUUUCUUCAGUGGACAAAAUUAGAUGUAGAAGGAGAGCUUGAGAAGGAUUUUAAAAAUUGUCCCUAAUACUUUAGCAUUUAAGUUGUACAAACAUACCGUAUGCUUGCAGUGAUUUUUAUUUAUGUUUCCCUCAUCAUGUCAGCACUAAAUACAUUUACAGUCACUUGUUUUUUAAGAAAUCUAUAAAUCCGAUGAUCUGCGUGGGAUUAUUAGGCUACACACUUCUAUUUUAAGUGGAAGGUCAAAAUGUGACGAUCCAGAUGUUUGUGUGUGUUGUUUCGUACAGUUUUAUAGUCGUGUAAGAGGACGGUGGAUGAGUUAUCUUUGUGUUGAUGUUUUUUGUUCUUUUUUUUUUACA
Molecule: messenger RNA, 1433 nt
Organism: Scomber scombrus (Atlantic mackerel)
Lineage: Eukaryota; Metazoa; Chordata; Actinopteri; Scombriformes; Scombridae
Gene: cldn15a
Product: claudin 15a
Exons: 5
Coding region: 138-806 (222 amino acids)
Biological process (GO): bicellular tight junction assembly; cell adhesion
Cellular component (GO): plasma membrane; bicellular tight junction
Molecular function (GO): structural molecule activity
Source: RefSeq, a predicted model, not a curated record